Molecule: messenger RNA, 462 nt
Organism: Fulvia fulva
Lineage: Eukaryota; Fungi; Ascomycota; Dothideomycetes; Mycosphaerellales; Mycosphaerellaceae
Product: Catabolic 3-dehydroquinase 1
Exons: 1
Coding region: 1-462 (153 amino acids)
Biological process (GO): quinate catabolic process
Molecular function (GO): 3-dehydroquinate dehydratase activity
Source: RefSeq, a predicted model, not a curated record
AUGGCGAACAAGUCAAUCUUGCUCCUGAACGGACCCAACCUCAACCUGCUCGGCACCCGAGAGCCUCACCUUUACGGCAGCACGACACUGGCCGACGUGCAAUCUGCAGCAGUCAAGCAGGCAGAAGAACAUGGCAUCGAGCUUCUCCACUUCCAAUCGAACCACGAAGGAGCAAUCAUUGAUCGCAUCCACGAAGCCCGAGGGAAGGCGGACUUCGUAAUCAUCAAUCCCGGAGCCUUGACACAUACUUCUGUGGGCGUGCGAGAUGCUCUUCUAGGCUGCGACUUGCCCUUCAUCGAAUUGCACGUUACCAACGUUCAUGCACGGGAGCCAUUCAGGCAUCACAGCUACCUCUUGGACAAGGCUGUCGGCGUGAUCAUGGGCUUGGGAGUUUUCGGGUAUAGAGCUGCCAUCGAUUUUGUGGCACAAAGGUUCGCCAACGAGGAGAAGUCGAAGCUUUGA